AUGUAUAUCAUCGCAAAACGAAGACGAAAAGAGAAAAACAGACGCGAUACAGGGAACAAAAUGCAAAAUGAAAAAGAGAAUUCGAAGAAUAGUGAGAAGACGCACGAGAAAAGUUUCAAAUUACAAGAGGAAAAUAACAAUUUGGCCGAGAAAUGUAGCAAUUUAUCCGAGAAAAGUAACAAUUUAUCCGAGAAAAGUAGCAAUUUAUCCGAGAAAAGUGAUAACUUUUUACCAAAGAAAAGUACCAAUUUAUCCGAAAUAAGCGACACAUUACCCGAGGAAAGUGACAAUUUAUCCGAGAAACGUUCCAAUUUAUCCGAGAAAAGUACCAAUUUUUCCGAGAAAAGUACCAAUUUUUCCGAGAAAAGUGACAAAUUACACGAGAAAAGUACCAAUUUAUCCGAGAAAAGUGACAAACUAUGCAAGAAGGGUGACAGUUUACAGGACAAUCAACGCAAAAGACACAACAAACGAGCAAAAAUAAGUCUUCAAAAUAUCUCGAUUUGCAUUCUGGCCGUCGCGUGUUUCACCUUAUGUGCCCUUCCGGGAAUGAUAUUUAAUGGACUGAAUAUUUUGAAGGGAAGAGGGUGGUUUGGUAAAGAGAAUUUUCAAUUGAUUCUGUUGUGGGUGAGAACCCUCAUAACUAUGAAUUCAAGUUUCAACAGUUUGUUAUUUUUCUGGAAGAACGCGAUAUUGCGAAAAGAGGGAAGACAAGUAUUCACAAAGAUUCGAAAAGACUAG
Paramuricea clavata is the source of this 741-nucleotide messenger RNA. The record is from the annotation of a GenBank genome assembly. Lineage: Eukaryota; Metazoa; Cnidaria; Anthozoa; Malacalcyonacea; Plexauridae.